CACACACAGUGAAAAUGUCCCCACUUGGGAGCAGCACCAGCCUGGAAUUAAACCUAUCAUCCUUCAAGCAAAGGAAACGACUAGACAGUCGAAUCCACGAGGUAAACAGAGUAAAGAAUAGAUUUCCCUGCAAAAUUCCGGUUAUCGUGGAAAGAAGUAGCCAUGAAAAAAAGUUGCCGCAGCUUCAGAAAAUAAAAUUUCUAGUUCCCCCGGAAAUCACCAUGGGACAGUUUGUCAAUAUGAUCAGGGGCAGACUAUCCCUCCUUCCCUCUUACUCUCUUUGUGUAAUGGUCAAUGAGCGUCAAAUGGCCAGUUUAUCAAUGACAAUGCUGGAAGUAUAUAGUGCACACCGGGACCAAGAUGGUUUUCUCUACAUGACGUACAUGUCUCAUGAAGUGUUUGGUUGAAGUGUCCUUCUUGAACCCACAGGAAUAGUUGUCCUUC
This is a messenger RNA of Nanorana parkeri, 444 nucleotides long. RefSeq names its product microtubule-associated proteins 1A/1B light chain 3A-like. Bases 15 to 407 code for a protein of 130 amino acids. Gene Ontology annotation, molecular function: ubiquitin protein ligase binding. The record is from RefSeq and is a predicted model, not a curated record. Lineage: Eukaryota; Metazoa; Chordata; Amphibia; Anura; Dicroglossidae. The transcript has 4 exons. Gene Ontology annotation, cellular component: autophagosome membrane; autophagosome; cytosol. Gene Ontology annotation, biological process: autophagosome assembly; macroautophagy; autophagy of mitochondrion.